UUAUCAGCAGUCUUUUAUCAGUUGUUUUGCUGCUGUAGCAAACGAGGAAGUAAGACCAGUCGAGAGUAAGGAAAAUAAGACUCGCAGGUUUAUCUUUCGCUGUUCCAACUGUCAUGUGGGAUUGAGAAACUCGAUGCGACCGUUUACAUUAUAAUAUGAAGUCAUCACCAACCAAUAGCGAACUAACAUGUCAUCUUAUUCAAUAAAGUCAGGUAUUUUUUUCUUGGCGGUCUUGGGAGAAAAGAAUAUUGUGUUGACAUACUCGUCGGACUUGCUUUGAAGCACGCAGUCUAAUUCUCCACAGAAUUGUUUCCUCGCGUCUAAAUCCCGCUCUAUACCGUACAAGACUGAAGACUACAGAUAAUGAUGACCAAGAGAUCGUUUCUCCUUUUCGUGCUGCUUGCGAUUCUUGCAAGGCGAACUUCAGGACAUGCAGAAAGAGCCCGUCAAAAGAGGAUGGUUAACGUCAUGGACGCUUUUUCCCAAGAUAUCAAUAAAUGUCUGUUCCAGUACUGGACUCCUUAUGUUGGAAAAAAGAACUCACAUCCCGGCCUAAGUACAUCGGUAAAAUGUAAAGGAAGAGGACUUUGUUAUGGUCUCGAUCAAAAUGAGAUUGCACAAUAUGGUGCUUGCUACGAUCAAGUGACUCUUAUUCCAGUGUUCACGGGACACAUUGUCCAUCCUAACAUUGGAGAAGGAGGUGGAGGAAGAGAAGACACCUUUAGAGCAGACACUACAAUUGAUCCAGUAGCAACUGACGAUGACUAUAAGGCAAGCCAGAUGAAUCUGUAUGCAAACUACGACAUGGCAAAGCAACAAUUCUUUGCCCGUGGACACUUAACUCCGAACGCAGAUUUUUUUACUUAACAGGGGAGAGCUUUCACUAUGAUCUGAACAACAAACAUUGCCCCACAGUGGCAACUUUUUAAUGCUGGUAACUGGAAUAACCUGGAAAAAGCUAUACGACGAUACGCGACCAAUACCGAUCAUGCCCUGUAUGUGUUCACUGGUACAGGUGGUACAGCAAAACCCUUUGACGGUGACAUCAAGUUAAAUGAACGGGUCCUGGUACCGAAAUGGUACUGGAAGGCCGUAUGCGAUCCAGUUGAGAAGCAGUCUGUUUUCUUUCUGGGCGAAAACACCAACGUUGACGCAGGCAACCAAAAACAAGUUCGAGGGUGCUUUGGUAUAAAACAACAAAAGAGAUUUGGAGUAAUAAAAUGCUUUAGUCUGACGGACGCAAAAAAGGAGUACGAGAUGUUUCAAAUUCCGGAGUUUCACGAGAAGAACUGUGUUCCUUCUAAGAUAGGGGAAAACUUUUAUUCUGUUCUGAAAGAAAAGCUGGUUUGAAAAACUGUUCGCAAAGAAACAAAUUUGGUAAGAAUUGUAUACCAUCGGUGAAGGUUAACUUGACCAAUACAAUCAUAAACUGUGUCUUGUUACUUACAUGAGCAUCGCAAAUGAAUAUUAUCAUUGCCUCCUCGAUAAUCGAAGUGUGGGAUCACGGAACGAGCGUGACAAACGAUGUUUUUACGAUAACUGCAGAAAUUCCUACGCGCUCAUUGGCUAAUUUUCAUUAUUAUCAAUAUACGCGGC
Orbicella faveolata is the source of this 1596-nucleotide messenger RNA. RefSeq names its product salivary endonuclease-like. The record is from RefSeq and is a predicted model, not a curated record. Lineage: Eukaryota; Metazoa; Cnidaria; Anthozoa; Scleractinia; Merulinidae.